CGGCUUCUUAAAUUUCCCAAAUUAACCCCACGCUGAUCCAUAAUGGUCUGUCUAUUCGUUUCCCAGGAAGGCGAAACCCUAACGAGAUCUCCCUCCUCCUCUGUCUCCGCUGUUGUGCUCGCGGAAUUUGCCCCUUUGACCCUCCACCCUUUUCCAGUCUGUUCCGAGUCUUCUCCGAUCCUCUAUUGAUAUCGUGUUUGGUAUCUUGGCGGUAGAGCGAUGACGGAAGACAGGAGCCCUAAAGAUCCCGAUGAAUCGGCGGUGGCGACAAGCGUCGGGAGGCAAAGGAAAAAGAGAAAGUGGGAUCAGCCUGCUGAGCCGCUGCUAUCUGCUGGAAUAGCAGUUCCAGGUGUGCCAUUGGCCCCAAAUACUAUCUUGGGGACCACUCUUCCUGGUGCUGUUCCAUUUUCUGGGUCUCUUUUGACAAAUUCAGUUCCAUCAACUUUUGUUUAUCCUCCUCAAUUAGUACAAUCACUUGCAGUCCCACAAAAUGCGGCUGCAAUUAUUCAAAAGUUAAAUCAGCCAAAAAUUCAAGAUGAGCUAAUAGCUCGAGAGAUUGUAAUAAAUGAUGCAGAACCUACUGCAAGAUACAAACUUACUAAACGUCAAACACAAGAAGAGAUUCAGAAAUGCACUGGUGCAGUUGUCAUAACAAGAGGCAAGUACCGUCCUCCAAAUGGAUUGCCAGACAGCGAAAAGCCACUAUAUCUUCAUAUAUCUGCAGGGGCUCAUUUAAAAGACACUGCUGAGCGCAUAAAAGCAGUUGAUCAUGCAGCAGCAAUGGUUGAGGAAAUCUUGAAGCAAGGCCAGAGUUCCCUGAUGUCUUCUACCCCUCUUCAAUCGGUUUUGUUAAAUGGCCCGGUUAUUCAAGCUCUGAGUAUGUGUUUGUUUCUGGGUUUUGAUGCUGACCCUUCAUUAAAUAUUGCAACUCGUAUCCGUGGUCCAAAUGACCUCUAUAUAAAUCAUAUUAUGAAUGAAACAGGAGCUACUGUUGUAUUAAGAGGAAGGGGGUCUGAACAUCUUGAUAGUUCUCAUGAAGAAACAUUGCAACCCUUGCAUUUAUAUUUGUCAAGUACAAAUCCGAAAAGUCUGGAAGCUGCAAAGAUUUUGGCAGAAAAUCUUUUGGACACAAUUGCAUCUGAAUGUGGUGCUUCAAGGAUCUCAUCCACUAAAGUCUAUGGUGCUGUGCCUCCCCCACAGCAAUUGUUGUUGGGAACAGAAAGCUCAUCAAAGGUUGCAUCUGCUGGAAAUGUCGAUCAAAUUGCCAUCUUUCCAUCCACUGCCACUUGCUCUAUGGUGGCGACACAGUCUUUUCUACCUGGUGGUGAUCCACUGUCUGCAGUUUCCAUUGUCUCAUCUCAAGGGACAGCAGUCCAAUCUGGAGACGUGUUGAAAUAUGGGAAUCCCCAAAACUUGGUUAGCUAUACCGUUCCUGCUGUCACAAGAGCAACAUGCUAUAAUGGCUAUGAAGGAAUAUAUCCCCAGUCCACGCCAUUGCAGCAGGUGGCUUUAGCACUUAGGCAAGCAUCCACUUCAUCUGCUUGUGUUUCAUCGACAAGUUGCUUUGUGGACACAACUGAGCGGAAAUCGAGUUUGAAUGCUAAAGCAGAUGCUCGGCCUCCACAGAAACGUAAAUUUCAGGAGAUACCAGUUACUUCAAAGGUUUCAACUGCAUUUCAGAACUCACAACAGGGGUCAGAAUUUCUUAAGCCAGGUUCUGAGGAUUCAAGUGUGAGGGUUUCUUCCAUGCCACCACCAAAGAAGCUAGUAGAUCCUGGAUUAAAUGGGACGUCACCUCCUCCAAGGAACAUUCCUCCCCCGCCACCAAAGUUCUUAUCAUGUCAGUUACAACCUAGUUCUGAUAAAGGAAGCAAGGCUUUAGAGGAAUCAAGUGGUCCGCCACUAUCGCCAAGAAACAUGCCUCCACCACCUCCCAAGUUUUUGGGACCCCAGCUGCCACCAAAAGCUGGAAAUGGUAGCAUGGAUACCAAGAAAUCGACUGUGCCUCUCUCUGAUACGCUGCUGAAGCUUGCAGAAUAUGGAGAUGAAGAUGAUGAUGCGGAUGCAUCUGAAGAUACCCCAACAAGCAGUGUUGAAUCGCCAAAGAGCCAUGCAACUAGGACCCCUAAACCAUUUUGGGCUGUAUGAUUUUAAGUUGUACAUGGCUUUUUAGAAAAAUGACAAGGCACUCUGGUUGACAAAUGUUACCGCAGAUAGCAAGCUAUCAUAGAACCUGAAGGAUGCUGCAAAAGACGCACGAUGAUGACUGAAAGAUGGCCUGCUUGUGUAGGAUACUUAACAUGGUUGCAUAGUAUCUGAUACAUGGCUGAGUCCUCAACAUUGGUGAGUUUCUGAGAGGUUAUAAGAUUGGUGAGCUCUCAUGGUGGAGGAAACUGUCUUUUCCUUUUACCCCUGUGGCGCUUCGUUUUUUUUUUUUGCGUAGUUAGGUGGAUAAUUCAGGAUAUGAUUAGUACAAACACAUGGACCUGGAUCAAUAUAGCUGGUACUUGAGCCAUGAUAAUUCUGGUCUGUCUUUUUAAUCCUUUCUGUGCAAACAUUAUAGCUUAUGAUGGAUCAUGGUGGUUCUGUA
This is a messenger RNA of Musa acuminata AAA Group (dessert banana), 2590 nucleotides long. Its product is annotated as protein RIK. NCBI's taxonomy places the organism in Eukaryota, Viridiplantae, Streptophyta, Magnoliopsida, Zingiberales, Musaceae. The transcript has 12 exons. Gene Ontology annotation, molecular function: RNA binding. Bases 220 to 2148 code for a protein of 642 amino acids. Gene Ontology annotation, cellular component: nucleus. The record is from RefSeq and is a predicted model, not a curated record.